AUGAGCUUGCGAGGGGGUGGCAAGCAAGCCGGCUGCACAGGUCCUACGGCCUCACGUCUCCUGGUUGCCCAACAGGAGGCAGGGGGCGGGCCGUGGCCACUGAUUAAAGGCAGCCUGGAGCAGCCUGUGUGGAGACAGGUGCCCAGCAGCUCAAGAAGCCAGCCAGCACCCGCCCCAGCCUCGCUGCGCUGUGACGCCGUCACCAUGUCUGAGGUACUUCGGGCCGAGACCUUUGUCUUCCUCGACCUGGAAGCCACUGGGCUCCCCAGCGAUGAGCCUGAGAUCGUUGAGCUGGCCCUGUUCGCUGUUCACCGGUCCUCCCUGGAGAACCCGGAGCGUGACGAGCGGGGCGCCCCUUUGCUACCCCGGAUCCUGGAUAAGCUCACGCUGUGCAUAAGUCCCAGGCGUCCCUUCACUGCCAAGGCCAGCGAGCUCACCGGGCUGAGCAGUGAAGGCCUGGUGCAGGCCCGGAAGCCUAGCUUCGACAGUGCUGUGGUGCGAACCCUGCAGGCCUUCCUGAGCCGCCAGGAGGGCCCCAUCUGCCUUGUGGCCCACAAUGGCUUUGAUUACGACUUCCCCCUGCUGUGCAUGGAGCUGCAACGCCUCGGAGCCCAGCUGCCCCAGGAUACCAUCUGCUUGGAUACACUGCCAGCGCUGCGGGGCCUAGACCGUGCUCACAGCCAUGGCACCCGCUCCCAGGGCCGCAAGGGCUACAGCCUGGGCGCCCUCUAUCACCGCUACUUUCAGGCAGAGCCCCGUGCAGCCCACUCAGCUGAGGGGGAUGUGCAUACCCUACUCAUGAUCUUCCUGCACCGUGCUGCCGAGCUGCUCACCUGGGCAGAUGAGCAGGCUCGCAGCUGGGUCCACGUCAAGCCCAUGUACAUGCCGCCUGACCCCCAGUUCUGAGGCCCUGCCCCGCCCCUACUCCCGCCCUGGGCUCCCCGGCCACAUGCCCCUAGAGCCCUGUGUGAGGCCCAGCCGGGCCCAGACGUGCUCCACUGCAGCUUGCUGUUGCGGGGCUUCUGCUCUCCGGUCCUUU
Molecule: messenger RNA, 1039 nt
Organism: Ochotona curzoniae (black-lipped pika)
Lineage: Eukaryota; Metazoa; Chordata; Mammalia; Lagomorpha; Ochotonidae
Gene: TREX2
Product: three prime repair exonuclease 2
Exons: 2
Coding region: 1-906 (301 amino acids)
Biological process (GO): DNA catabolic process
Cellular component (GO): cytoplasm
Molecular function (GO): nucleic acid binding; 3'-5'-DNA exonuclease activity
Source: RefSeq, a predicted model, not a curated record